ACCUAGCUGCUUUUCUUUCAGCGCGUUCCGCUCCGCACCGCAGUACUCUACUCUAUGUACCCUAUGCAACCGUCUUUCCAAAUGCAUUCACCCGCACCACACCUGCCCAACGCUGACAAUCCACACGUGCGUGUCGUUCCUCCCACGUUUCUCCUAAAAAAAUCGCCUGACAUUUCUCCAAUGCCCCAUCACCAUCUAGCCGGUAGCACCCUCGGCGCCGACAGCCGUACCUCUUUCUAGUGCCCCCUUCGCUCGAUGCCUCUCAUCGCGACCGCAUUCCUCGUCCACUCUCCAUCCCUACUCGUCCGAUACUGCCGUCCACCAUGGUCAGUCUAUUCCGCGCCUCCUCGGUUCCUGCCCCGUCCCCUGCUACCGCCACCACGCCCGCCUCUAGUAGCGACCGCGCGCAAUGCUGCUUAGCUGCUGCCGCCGCAACUUCCGCCGCAUAUCGCGGCCCAAGCUGCCUGGCCUGCGCUGCGCAAUGCCAUGACACGCGAUUUUCCGUCGAACGCUGGGGCGGAAGCGGCGGCGGCGGUGGCGGAGGUAACGGCGCGGGCGUGGGGGAAGCGGAAAGCCGCGAGUGUGGGGGAGCACCAGCAGCAGCAGCAGCAGCAGGAGGAAGAGGACUUGGCGGUAAUGCGACAACUACCACUACCGCCACCAUCACCUCUACCGUGCUCCUCGUGCCUACCGCCGGCGGCGCCGUUGGCGGAAGUGCUGAUGGCGGCGGUGGCGCUGCGGGGCUCGUCCCCGCGGCACCUUCGCGGCAGUUCCAUUCGUCCUGGUUCUCGGAUCGCACCGACGGUAGUCUCGGCUACGCGGCUAACGCGAAUCACGCUGCCGUCAACUCCGCCUUUUCCCGCGUCAAAACGCCUCUCCUGCCGUCCGCGCUCGGCGUCCUGCGCUCCCUGCGCGGCGGAACGUCCUCCGCUUGCCGAGCGGGGGGGAGCAACAGGGGGAACAAGGAGGGGAGUAAUAGGGGAAAUAAGGAGGGGAGUAAUAGGGGAAAUAAGGAGGGGAGUAAUAGGGGAAACAAGGAGGGCAGUUUUUGGGGAAACCGGGAGGAGGGUAGCAACAGAGGGAGUAGGGAAUGGAGCAAUAGGGGCGGCAAGGACGGCAGUAACAGAGGAACCUCGGGAACAGUAGUACCUGUCCUAGUCGAGCCCGGUUUCCCGCCGGAAUCACUGGCGGCGAGUGCGGGGAGAUUCGAUGAAACAGCGGGCGCGCGGAUGUCGACGGAUCUGCACGACAGUACACGUGGCGGCGGCGGGGGUGGGGAGGAAGGGGGAGAAAUGGAAGGAGAAGUGGGGAAAGGACCCAGAGGAGGAGGAGGGGCAUUAGGAGAAUGCGAGGGAAUGCGAGUCGGCGAGGAGACGGAGAGGGGAACGGAGGCGGGGAUGAGAACGGGGAUGGAGGAGAGGGAGAGGGGGGAGAGGUGUCCGUUGGAGGCGGCAUGUGCGGCGGUGCUGCAGCAGCUGGGACGCGAUGGCGUCGUUGUGGAUCCACCUCUCGCGCACGCGCUCUCGCUGCACUUCCACGCCCUCCCGCUCGCGUAUUUCGACAGCCUCGUCUCCCCGCGCGCGGCGCUAGCGCACCUCCGUUUGCUGCACCACGCCGCCUCUCUUCCGUCCGGCGCGCCCGCGGUCGACAUUUCGCUCCGCCAUUGCGCAUGUGACUCCGCCAGCGCCGCCGGCCUGCACCAUCCCGCGGAGGUUGCGCGCUGCUGCGCGCCGAGUCCCCCUGCCCUCAGCCUUGCUGGUGGCGCAGGCGCAGGAGAUCCCCCCGCGGCUGCGAUGGCGACGGGAAACGCUUCCGCGUAUGGCGCGCCUGGAGCGGAGGCCCUCGAUUGCCGAGAGCGCUUUUCCGCUGCCCCCUCCGCCAUGCUUGUAGGAGCCGCUGAGCCUCUCAGCGCGGCCGCGCUCCCUGCGCCUGUGGCGGCAAGAAUCCCGGCUGCAACAAUCGGUGGUGAUGCAGCAGACGCAGGAGCGGCAGCGGUGCUGUCGCCGACGACGGCAGUGGUGUCGACAACGGCAGCAGCAGCAGCGGGGGCAGCGGGAGGAGCGGCAGCGAGCCUGUUACGCGCGCACGUGGCGGGGCACAUGCCAGUGCGCUCGCUGCUGCUGGACGACGCGGGCAGCGACUCGUCCCUCACCUCCGCCGCCACCACCGCGUCUGGCGCCGCCCUCUCCACGUGCUCCGGCCCAGGGGGGGCAGGGAGCGGCGCAGGGAGGGGGGGUGUUGGGUAUUGGAGGAGUGCGGAAGAUGCCCUGGUGGGGGGCACGGGCGCCAUGAGCCUCUUGGGCGUUGGUGGCGUGCCGCUGUCGCAAUAUAGCCAGAACCAGCAGCAGCAGCAGCAGCAGCAGCGGCAUGCUUGUGUGGAGGUGACCUUCGCGUGUAACGUCCACCUGUGCCGGCAUCUGCUGCUGGCAGCCCUCUCCCAGGCCGGCAUGCGGCCAGCCUCGCUUGUCCUCUUCCACCCUGCCGUGCCACCUCCUCCCUCCCUCCUCCCACCCCCGUCCUGCGCGCCUGCUGUUCCGCCAGUGCAGUUUGCGCCAUCCCCUGCAUCUGCCCUACCUCUCUCCUCCGGGGCCCCAGUCUCCCCGCCGCCCUGUGAUGGCUUCACACUGGGAUGGGCGCUGCUGCAGCUGCCGUGGGGCGAACAGGUGGAUGAGAGGCGGAUAAGAGACACACUUAGCAAAGUGGGAGCUGCUGCCACCGCCACCACUGUUGUUGCUGGUGCUGCUGGUACUGCAGUAGCAGGAAACGGAGCAGCAGCAACUGUUUGUGGUGCAGCAGCAGGGGCGGGAAGUUCUGGAGGGGAUGUGCGCAUGGGGGACGCCGCUGCUGCAGGGAAAGGGGGACGGGGGCAAUGGGGAGCGGGGAGGGGGAGGGAAGCGCAAGGGCCGGAGGGCAGGAGUAACCACAGGAAGUGGGGGCGUGGGAGAAGAGGGAGGGGGGAGGGAGGCGGGGGGAUUCCUGGUGGGGGUGCUACUGGUGGAGGUGGGGGCUCAGCUGGGGCUACUUCCGCUGUGCCUGGCUCCCUGUCUCUUCUGUGGAAACGAGCUGAAGUGGGGGGCAAUGGGGAUAGCACCCAUGGGGGCGGGAAGGGGAGGAAAGCGGGGAGGGAGGUGAGGCAGAAGCGGGAGCGCGAGAGGGACGAGAGGGAGCGGGAGGAGAGGGAGAGAGAGAAGGAGAAGAGGGGGUUCCGGUACUCUGGGAGGCGGGCGGCAGGGGCCAUGAUCGACACGCUGCUGCUGGGACUGUCCAGCAGAAAGGCACCCCAUGGACCAGCAAUGGCCGCUGCAUCGGUGUCAGCUUCGGACUCAGCGUCAGCGUCGGCAUCGGCAUCAGCGUCGGCAUCAGCGUCUGUGUCAGCAUCAGGAUCAGCGUCAGCUUCUGGGGCUGUUGCUGCUGUGUCGCUUUCGCCGCUCUCCCUGUCGUCCCCGGCUACUCCUGAGCCUCAUGCUGUAGCCGCUGCUGCUCCUGCUCCCGCUCUCGCUUCUGCUGCUGGUGCUGCUGGUGCUGCUGGUGGUGCUGGUGGUGCUGCUGGUGCUGCUGCGUCUGCAAAUCCUUUUGUAGCCUCACGGAAUGGAGGAGGUAUAAACGACGAUGGUGAUGUGGCUAUGCCAAGUGCGGAUGCAGCAGCGGCAGCCAGGGCAGCAGCAGCAGCCUGGCAAGGCAUGGACAUAGAGGCAAGGGUAGACGACAGUGAUGCGAUAGAUUGCGUUGGAGAUGGGUUGAGAGGAGGAGAAGGAGGAGUUGCCAUCGGUGGUAGUGGUGGUGAGGUGAGCAACAGCAGUGGGAGUGGCAGCGGCAGUGGGCGGGGAGGUGUGUUGUUCUAUGUGAGGAGCAGGGGACGUGAGGCGGACAGCAGCAACCGGGCCAGUAAGAAGAUGGCAGUGACUCCUCCACAUGCACAUGCAGAUGCGCAUGCACAUGCACUAGACGAAAACCAUUCACAGAGGCAAGCAUCAGUGCAAGCACCGCCACACGCAGAAGCGAGCAAAGAAGGGCAAGCACAGGCGGGAAGGCUCCCAGAGGGACUCGUGCAGGGGCAGGGGCAGGGAGGUGGUAAAGUCGAGGGCGCGGAUGCAGGGGAAGCGAGGACGCCUGGCAGGGUGAUGGUGGGCAUUGUGAAGCCGGUCAGUGGGCUUGGUGCUGGGAGCAGGUUCGGCUCUGCUGGCAGGUAUGGCGCUCCGCGGAUCGUCAUCGCAGAGCACACCGGGGACACCGGUACUGGGGUGGGGGCACCAGCCGCUACAGGAUCAGCAGCAGGGUCAGCAGCACCAGCAGCUGGAGCAGCAGCAGGAGCAGGAGGAGCAGCAGCAGGGGGUGAGCAGGGGGGCGGGUUGCUGCAGCUGCUGCUAUCGGAGCAGGGAGCGAUGAAGGAGAAGCUGGGCAAGUUCAUGCUGGACCCCAUCCGCCUCGAGAUUGGCCACGUGCUCGCCGUGGGCGCCUCUGGAGAGGUGCGGCGCGGGCGGUACCAAGGGCGGGAGGUCGCAGUGAAGGUGCUAAAAGCGGAGCGGCAUGAGGCGCACACGGCUAGAGCGGAGUUCAGGCGCGAGGUGGUCACCCUGGUGUCGUGCGGGGAGUGCCCGUACCUGCUCAAGUUCUACGGGGUGUGUGUGGACAUGCGGCAGCGGAUGUGCAUCGUGACGAAGCUCAUGGGGGGGGGGAACCUGCAUGACAUGCUGAGGAGGAGGCAUGGCGUGGGGCUACCGCUGCGGCAGCUGGUGAAGAUGGCCAUGGAGGUGGCACUCGGCAUGCGCUUCCUGCACCGACAUGGCAUCAUACACAGGGACCUCAAGCCAGCCAACGUGCUGCUAGACGAGCACGGGCGGGCAGUGGUGGGCGACUUUGGUGUGGCGCGUCUCAUCCGCGAGCGAGCCGAGAUGACCAAAGAAGUCGGCACGUACCGCUGGAUGGCCCCCGAGGCCUUCGGCACGACUGGCCAGUGGACCGUGACUCAACGCAGCGACGUCUACAGCUUCGGGAUUGUCCUCUGGGAGCUGCUCACCGCGCGGUUACCCUACGAGGACUACUCGCCGCUGCAGGCCGCGGUGGCUGUAGCACUGAAUGGCUUAAGGCCGCCGCUGCCGCAGGGGUGCCAUGCGGGGGUGAGGAGGCUGAUUGAGCGGUGCUGGGCGAGAGACCCUGGGGAUAGGCCGGAGUUUGAUGAGAUUGUGAGGGUGCUGGGAGGCAUGGAGGGCGGGGGAGAGGGCGUGGAGUGGGAGGGGAUGGGUGUGGGGGUGGAGGAGGGCGCGGUGGGUGAGGAGGGAGGGAGGGGGGUGGGGGGAGUGGGGGAGGGGGGACGGAAGGGAGGGGGAACGGGAGAGGAAGUGAGGGAGGGAGGAGGAGGAGGGGGCAUGGUGGCGAGUGGUAGAAUCGUUGGCGUUUCCCAGUACAGGGAUGGAUACCGAGACGGUUACAGCGAUAAAAACACACACGGUGCUCCUGCUGGUGGUGGUGGUUGUGGUGGGCGUGUGGACGAAUGCACGGAGGAAGAGGGAAGGGAGGAGGAGAGUGUGGGUGUGCAUGGCGAGGGCGAGGAGGAGGAGGAGGAGGCGAUGGACUUGGUGGAGCACCUGUUCCCAGACCUGCACGUCACGGAGGGUGAGGGGGCGGGGGAGAGACGGGGCGAGGGGGAACCAGAGGGAGGAGGAGCAGGAGGGGGAGGAGGGGGAAGAGGAGUAGGAGGGGAAGUGGCAGCUCCCGUGGGAAGAGGAGGCCGAGGUGUGAGUGGCACUGGUUUUACAGGUUGCAGUCGGGUGAAUCAUCGCUGAGCGACGUGUCAAAAAGCCAGAUGGCUGAAAUGGCGUGUGCGAGUGGAGUAAUAUCUCUGAUUUUUUUGCCAGAGUUGGAGUGACUGCCUUAGAUGGGCCAGUCCGCUGAGCUUUCACCUGUAGUGGUGACAGCAGCAGCGGCGGCGGCGGCACCUGCAGCAUAACAGCAGUAGCAGCAGCAUCAAGAACAGCCGCAGCAGCGUCAAGAACAGCCGCAGCAGCAGCAGCAGCAGCAGCAACACCAAGAGCAGCAGCAGCGGAGACCAUGAUUGAGACGGCACAUUGUUCUCAGGCCCAGGCACACUGCUGCAGCAUUGUUUCUUGAAACGUUUCUGCCAAUGCUGUCGCCAAGGCUGCUGCUGAGAGUGCCCCCCCAGUAUUAGCCCCCAUAAAGUGGAUGAAAGUGGGCAUCAUGCUAGUAUCGACAAGUAUACGGUACAACAAGUGAGCGAAGGCCUCGGGUCGGGAUGAUUCUCCCUCUCUGGUUCGUUUUCUCCUGGUUGCAUAAAGUUUGCCCUGUCCUGUCCUGCCCUGUGCUGUGCCACAAUUUUUUGUGUUGUGCUGUCAUUUUUCUGUCAUGCCAAGGCUCAUGGCUGGCAGCUUGUUUUGCUUGUUUUUGUUGUC
Molecule: messenger RNA, 6407 nt
Organism: Closterium sp. NIES-67
Lineage: Eukaryota; Viridiplantae; Streptophyta; Zygnematophyceae; Desmidiales; Closteriaceae
Source: the annotation of a GenBank genome assembly